ACCUCUGAAGAAUUAGUAUCAAUAUACAAAAUCAUAUCACAAAUAUCUUCUCUGUUUCUCGCCUUCAUGUCACGGUACCAGUUUGUACGGAUUCCCGGAGAUUUAAUUAAUUAGGAUACUUUCAAAUAAGAAAGAUCACUUGCGCAAGUCCAUUUUUUUUAGUUCUUAUUCGUCUCCACUCGUACUGUAGCGAAAUUCGCUUGUCUAUUCUCCGACAUGUCGGACAAUAAAAAAGAAAAUAAGGAUCAGGAUAAACCAUUCGUGGCAAAAAGUGCAGUUGAUCUUCAAAGAUUGAAGCUCAUGAAACUUAUGAAAAAUCCUGAGAAGCCAGUUUUAUUGCCAGAGCGUCCAAAGUCGAAGAAUACACCGAGCGUCCCGGAAUUCGUGAGGAAUGUUAUGGGAAGCAGUGCCGGCGCCGGCAGCGGCGAAUUUCACGUCUACAGGCAUCUUCGUCGUAAGGAAUAUUCACGACAAAAAUUUAUACAAGAAAAGGGUCGAAAGGAACUCAUGGAUGAGGAGUACCACAGGAAAUUAGAAGAAAAUAAAAGAAAAUGUGAGGAAUUGACAGCAAAGAGACGUGCAAAGAGGCUGAAGAAGAAACAGAAGUCUAAGCAGAAAAAGAAGCUCAAACCAGAGGACAAAUCGAAAGAUGUUCAAAGUAACCAGAAUGAACAGACUGAUACAGAGGAAGACUCUGAAGAUGAAAGAAAAGAUACGGAAGAUGAAAAGGAUGACUCAAAUACAGUAACAAAAGAUUGUAGUGAGAAAAAAGUAGAUGACAAUGAUAAAAGUAAUGAACUCAAUACUGAUGAGACAGAAGCAUCAAAAUCUAAUACCGAAGAAGUCUGUGAUAAUGAAAGUAAAAAAAUUGAUAACGAAGGUGAAAGUAAUGAUGACACGUGAUAGCAUAUAAAAUCUUUUCAUAUAAUUACAAUUACUAUACAUUUAAAAAGCAUCAACGCUACAUUGACAUGUACGAGUACUCAAGAUUGCUAUACAUUGUGAAUUUAGUGAAGAAACAUAUUUAUAUGAUAAACGUGAGUAAAAUUAUUAUAACAA
This is a messenger RNA of Cephus cinctus (wheat stem sawfly), 1059 nucleotides long. Its product is annotated as PRKR-interacting protein 1 homolog. Lineage: Eukaryota; Metazoa; Arthropoda; Insecta; Hymenoptera; Cephidae. The record is from RefSeq and is a predicted model, not a curated record. Gene Ontology annotation, molecular function: protein kinase binding; double-stranded RNA binding; protein kinase inhibitor activity. The transcript has 4 exons. The coding region runs from base 217 to 903 and encodes 228 amino acids. Gene Ontology annotation, biological process: negative regulation of protein kinase activity. Gene Ontology annotation, cellular component: nucleolus.